Messenger RNA from Phalacrocorax carbo (great cormorant), 3504 nucleotides. NCBI's taxonomy places the organism in Eukaryota, Metazoa, Chordata, Aves, Suliformes, Phalacrocoracidae. The record is from RefSeq and is a predicted model, not a curated record.
CUCGGGGAGGCUGCGGCGAGCCCGGGGCCAAGCAGGGAGUUUAGGUUUCACUCCCAGCGGCGCUGGCCCUGCCUCCUCCUCCCGCUCCCACAUCUGCAGCUGGAAUUGCAAUUUGAGGCACUGGCUGGGCUGGGCGCCGGCCGGGAGUGGGAGGAAGGCGCUCGGGGAAGCCAGAGGAAGCCGGAGAGCAGGGGGCUGCACGGCGGGGCCGGCUGCGAGGGCAAGCGGGGGCCGGAGCCGCUGGGCAUCGCCGGCAGCUGCGGGCAGGAGGGCAUCGCCGGUGGCGGAGGGAGCCAGCACAGCUGGAGCAAGAAGGCGGUGGCUGGACCGAGGGGUCCCCAACCUGUCCCCCCAAACACAGCCAGGAAGGCGAGGCCGCCAUGGCGAUGCUCCUGGAGCCCGGGAUGCAGAGUCUCAGGAUGGGUGCCAACAGCGAGCGGUGCCCCACGCCGUCCCCUCCCGGCUCCCCGGGGACGCCCCACGACAGCUGCAGCAUCGCCCCGCUGACGCCCUCCCAGUCACCGAGGAGCGAGGCUCGCUCCCAGCAAACCGCCUCCUUCGCCGUGGUGGUGGCCAUCGACUUCGGCACCACGUCCAGCGGCUACGCCUUCAGCUUCUCCAGCGACCCCGAGGCCAUCCACAUGAUGAGGAAAUGGGAAGGAGGGGACCCGGGGGUGGCCAACCAGAAGACCCCCACCAGCCUCCUGCUGACGCCGGAGGGCAUCUUCCACAGCUUCGGCUACAGCGCCAGGGACUACUACCACGACCUGGACCCCGAGGAAGCCCGCGACUGGCUCUACUUCGAGAAGUUUAAGAUGAAGAUUCACAGCACCAGUGACCUCACCAUGAAAACUGAACUGGAGGCUGUCAACGGGAAGAAAAUGCAAGCGCUGGAGGUGUUUGCCCACGCACUCCGCUUCUUCAAGCAGCACGCCGUGCAGGAGCUGAGGGACCAGUGCCCAUCUCUGCCGGAGAGAGAUGCCAUCCGCUGGGUGAUCACCGUGCCCGCCAUCUGGAAGCAGCCGGCCAAGCAGUUCAUGCGGGAGGCUGCCUACAAGGCCGGUCUGGUGUCCCCGGAGAGUCCAGAGCAGCUGCUGAUCGCGCUGGAACCCGAAGCCGCCUCCAUUUACUGCAGGAAACUUCGCCUCCACCAGCUGAUCGACCUGAGCUGCAAACCCCCGGCCAACGGGCUGGCACCGGACCACUCCAUCGACUCCAGCUUUCGGCAGGCCCGAGAGCAGCUCCGACGGUCCUGCCACAGCCGCACCUUCCUGGUGGAGUCGGGAGUGGGGGAGCUCUGGUCGGAAAUGCAGGCAGGUGACCGCUACAUCGUGGCGGACUGCGGCGGCGGCACGGUGGACCUCACCGUGCACCAGAUCGAGAAGCCGCAGGGGACGCUGAAGGAGCUGUACAAAGCCUCAGGGGGUCCCUACGGGGCCGUGGGGGUGGACCUGGCCUUUGAGAAGCUGCUGUGCCACAUUUUUGGGGAGGAUUUCAUCGCCACCUUCAAAGCCAAGCGCCCCGCUGCCUGGGUGGACCUGACCAUUGCCUUCGAGGCCCGCAAGCGGGCAGCAGCCCCCUCCCGCGCCAGCCCCCUCAACAUCUCCCUGCCCUUCUCCUUCAUCGACUUCUACCGCAAGCACCGGGGCCAGAAUGUGGAGACAGCCCUCAAGAAGAGCAACGUCAACUUUGUGAAGUGGUCGUCCCAAGGGAUGCUGCGGAUGUCCUCGGAGGCCAUGAGCGAGCUCUUCCAGCCCACCAUCAGCCAGAUCAUCAAACACAUCGACGACCUCCUGAAGAAGCCAGAGGUCCAAGGCAUCAAGUUCCUGUUCUUGGUGGGGGGCUUCGCGGAGUCGGCCAUGCUGCAGCACGCCGUCCAGGCGGCCUUCGGCCCCACCUGCCGCGUCAUCAUCCCCCAAGACGUGGGGCUGACCAUCCUCAAAGGAGCCGUGCUCUUCGGCCUCGACCCCACCAUCGUCCGCGUCCGCCGCUCCCCCCUGACCUACGGCGUGGGGGUGCUCAACAAGUUCGUGGAGGGGAAGCACCCGCGGGAGAAGCUGUUGGUGAAGGAGGGCAAGAACUGGUGCACCGACAUCUUUGAGAAGUUCGUCUCCGUGGACCAGUCCGUGGCGCUGGGGGAAGUGGUCCAGCGCAGCUACUGCCCGGCCCGGCCGGGCCAGCGCAAAACCAUCAUCAACAUCUACUGCUGCGCCACCGACGACGUGGUCUACAUCACCGACCCCGGCGUGCGCAAGUGCGGCACCAUCAGCCUCGAGCUGGAGGCGCUGGGCGAUGCCGGCAGCCCGGCCCGCGGCCGCCGCGAGAUCCGCGCCAGCAUGCAGUUCGGGGACACGGAGAUCAAGGUCACGGCCAUGGACAUCCGCACCUCCAAGACGGUCCGAGCCACCAUUGAUUUUCUCUCCAACUGAGCAUCCUCCCCGCUCCACGAGGCUCUGCGGGGGGGGAUGGGGACCCCGGGGACCUGCUGCCCACCCCAGACCCCCCCCACCAGUACCCACUUUGGGCACCGGCCCUGCAGGGCCCCCCAUGGGUGCGAGGAGCAGGGCAGAGGGAACAAGGAGCGAGGCUGCCACUGGACCCCGCUGCAACCAUGCUGGUGGCCCCCUGCUUCUCAUGGGACACCCCAAAGAUGCUCCCCAAGUGCCGCCGGGCAGCGCUGCACCGGGGCCCCACAUCUCCCACAGAAAUGGGUCAGGGUCCGAUGCUCCCCCCGGCAUCGCUGAGUGGGACCGGGGCAGCGCUGCCUGGCCGAGUGGGGGGGGGGGGGCUGGGGGGCUCAGGAUGACCCCCAAGUAUGGGCAAGGCGCCCGCCGGAGCCCGCAGCACCCCCAGCUCCCGAGAAUACCAACACACACGCCGUCUGCAAACCCACAUUUCUAUUUUUUACACAUAUUGCACGUCGCCCUCGCAGCCGGCGUCCCCCGAGCGGCAGAGCUUGACGUGGCCAGCGCAGCCCGGCGAGGACGGGGACGGCAGCACAGAAGGGGGACAGUAGCCCACCCUCACCCCCUUUUAACUGGAGGUGGGGGCACCUUGCAGCACAAAGCCCCUCACCCCGAAGGGGCGGGUUUAUCCGUGGCCGCAGGGAGGGGCUCACGCAGCCCCCCAGGGUGCGCAAAUACAUGGACGUGACACCCCUGGGCCGUGCCGGCCCCUGAAAUAGCUCAGUGCUGCGGGGAAGGGCUGGCCUCGUACCUGCCCCCCCGGCCCCCCCCGGGGUGCCCCGGCCCCCCCGCUCUCCUCUGUGGGUUUUUAUCAGGUUGCAGCCGCCAGCUACAAAAGCUCCAGGGCAGGGGCGGGGGGUUGAACAGGGACAAUCUGAGCUCCAGCCCCUUCUCAGCUGAAGUUUUAUUAUUUACCUCUAUAGAUUUUUUUUGUACUUAAAAAACCCCACACAUACACACAGACGUGUGUAUAUAUAUCUAUAUAUUUAUAUAUAUAUAUAUAUAGGCACAUAAAGCCUCCUGUUGCUUUCAAAACUGA